CGUACUUCAUUGGUCGGACUCGGUAGAGUAGAAGUUUUGUACAUAAAGUGCCGACGUGCGACUCUUUAGAAAAAUCUCAUUUCCAAUUUGAUCGCUUUUUUACAUAUUUGACUAUUCAGAAAUAUAUCUGAAGCUAUAAACAAAUUGGUGGUAGCGUAGUGAUUUAAUUUAAAUUAAUAAACAUAAUAAUGGAAGGUGAAAUGAAAUUGUUCACGCGCGAAGAACUGAAGUCCCGGUCUACGCGUGCUGACGCCGUACUAAUUAUCCACAACGAAGUCUACGACGUCACAAAAUUCCUCCUCGAGCACCCUGGCGGUGAAGAGGUACUUCUGGAGAAAGCAGGUCAAGAUGCUUCCGAGCCGUUUGAGGACGUGAGCCACAGUUCUGAUGCCAGAUCGUUGAUGAAGAAGUACAAGAUCGGGGAGUUGGUGGAGAGCGACCGCGUGCAGACCCGAGCCGGCUUCAGCCCGCAGUGGACCAACGAGCAGGCGCAGGAGCAGGGCAAUUGGAGCUCCUGGCUGACGCCGCUGCUGCUGGGCGUGGCGGCCACGCUGCUCUACAGGUACCUGUUUGUCUAGGCAACACGCUCGCCCGACACUCGCUACUUCACUACUUUGUAUUUUUGAUAUGUACGAUGACACGAAUUUUAUAAAAAAAAUAGAACAGUCGUUUCUCGUUACAAAAGCGAAACUCCUAUGACUACACAGAGAUAACUAAUUUCCAUUCCGUUUAAAACUCGUAUAGAAUAAAAUUCGAUACUACUCUUUUACUUUGACUAGGCUCAAAGGAGUUUCACUUUUCUAAAUGAUAAUUUAAAAAAAACGCGGGAUCGUUGACAUUGCGCUGUUAAGUUAAACUUUUUUUGUCUUAUUGUCAAAUAUUAAAGUAUUUAUUUAAUCUCUUGAUAAUAAUAUGAUUGUAAUUUAAGGUAGUUUGAACAAAGCUAUCGCGAUCAUCAAAACCAGUUCUUAAACGAUAAUUUAUUGUAAAAUUUCAUAAUAGUUUAAACCUUCGUGUUGGUCGUACACGUCGAAUGGCAUUUCGAAGCAGUGCGAGUACAACACAAACCUUCGUUAGCAUAGUUAUUGUAACGCAAACGAUCCCUGUGACGAGCAUUUUCAAUUCCAUUUAAAAGUCUGGAUAAAAUAUGUAAAGAGACCGAACGGAUGUAAACCGUAGAUUAAAUAACAGAUGUAACAAAAAGAUUUUGGAUAAGAUCGUAUUUACAUUUUGUAUACAAAAUGCUUGGAGAUUUUCGGGUACACAUUUUCAGCCCUGGGCUCAAAAAUGAAGGUCAAUUUAAUUCCGUCCCAACUCCGAUGUCCCAGUUAGACCUCCGCCCCAUCCUGCUCGUAGGUACAGGAUGUAUGCACGCCGCGAGCGCAGUGCCGACACCGGUCUGGUCCCGCGAGGCUACUCCACUCUAACAGAGCGUGUAUCUUGUCUCCUCACGGUCCAUUUGUUUAUUGACAAACUAAUAACCGCUACAAUUUGACCAAAAGAGUUCGACGAGAAUUGUGAGAUUUUGGAAACAAAUCUUUUUGUUACAUUUCACAUGAAUAUUGAACUAUGUUGCAGCAAACCUAAUAUUCAUUUUAUGCAUCAGUAGCUAAGCAGAGAUUUGCUAACAAAUUAUGAACUGACUAUUGGGUGCAUGAAUGUACUGCGGUCACGCUCUCAACUAUACUUUGUAUUUUUAUAACGCCCUACUGAUGUCACUUGAAAGCCAUUUAUUUAUCAAAUAAAUAGAUAGAUAUUUGUAAAAAUAACCCUAUACCUCGCUCUCAGUUGUUUUAAUCAUCGACACCAUCAGUGUGCUUAGUGCGAGUUCCUUAACGUUAUCGAUAGCGUAAAAGUUAAGCCAAUUUUGUAUGCAGUUGGAACAGCGCCCCUAGCGGCAAACGUAAGCAAACGAUCCCAUUCCAUACAAAUAUGAGCUAACUUUUACACCAUCCAGAACGUUAAAAAACUCGCACUAAGCACACAGAACCGAUGGAAACAGGCCUGCCACCAAUUUGGUUCAUGAAUACAAUUUUCAUAUUUUAAUUUAGUAAUUGUGUAAAAUUAUAUAUAUAUGUAUAUCUUUACGUAUGUUAAGUAUGCAUGUAAAAAAUUUUGGAAAAAUCCAUGCAAUGUGUAUGGUUAAUAAACAUUCAAAGGGCAUCUACAAGUGUACAGUGUGCUUAGUGCGAAUUUUUGAUCUUCUCAAUCUUCUAGACCUAGCGGCAAACGAAGAGAAACGGUUCCAACUCCAUACAAAUUCGAGUUAACUUUUACGCUAUCGAGAACGUUAAAAAACUCGCACUAAGCACACUGCACGCGGUUGUGGCUAUAGCCACCAAUAGCAGAUC
Molecule: messenger RNA, 2351 nt
Organism: Bombyx mandarina (wild silkworm)
Lineage: Eukaryota; Metazoa; Arthropoda; Insecta; Lepidoptera; Bombycidae
Product: cytochrome b5
Cellular component (GO): intracellular membrane-bounded organelle; membrane
Molecular function (GO): heme binding
Source: RefSeq, a predicted model, not a curated record